AGCAGCCCAGUGUAUGGACAGACAGGCCAGGCAGGGAAAGCCCUCAGACAGUUAGUACGGUGUCUGCAGUCAAGACCGCCGCUCGCACUGUGCUGUCUCCACGCCGAGGGCUGCGCGUCUAAACGGACUGAAAAACACCCGAAAAGAAAGAAAUCAACGCAAGAAGCAGAUCAGCUGCAUUCACUUGCUUUUAGGUGGGACAUGGCUGAUGUAAGUUUGAACGAGUCGUCCACCGUGGACGUUGCGAAUAGGUUUGCUCGGAAAGGUGCUUUGAGGCAAAAAAACGUCCACGAAGUCAAGAACCACAAGUUCAUUGCCAGGUUCUUCAAGCAGCCGACUUUCUGCAGCCACUGCACCGACUUCAUCUGGGGGUUUGGAAAGCAAGGGUUCCAGUGCCAAGUUUGCUGUUUUGUGGUCCACAAGAGGUGCCAUGAAUUAGUCACGUUCUGCUGCCCAGGGGCAGAUAAGGGGCCCGACACAGACGACCCCAGAACAAAGCACAAGUUUAAGAUCCACACCUAUGGGAGCCCGACCUUUUGCGAUCACUGUGGCUCUCUGCUGUAUGGCCUGAUCCACCAGGGCAUGAAAUGUGACUCCUGUGAUAUGAAUGUUCAUAACCAGUGUGUUAUGAAUGUGCCCAGCCUGUGUGGGACCGAUCACACUGAAAGGAGGGGACGUAUCUACCUGAAGUGUGAGGUUGCCGGGGAUAAGAUGCAUAUCACAGUGGGUGAAGGCAAAAACCUCAUCCCCAUGGACCCCAAUGGCCUGUCUGAUCCAUAUGUCAAGCUCAAGCUCAUACCAGACCCUAAGAAUGAGACCAAGCAGAAGACCAAAACUAUCCGCUCCAACCUCAACCCAAGAUGGAAUGAGUCAUUUACUUUCAAGCUGAAGCCUACAGAUAAAGACCGCCGCCUGUCAGUGGAAGUGUGGGACUGGGAUCGGACCACCAGGAACGACUUCAUGGGAGCCCUUUCCUUCGGCGUGUCGGAGCUCAUGAAGGCUCCAGUCUGUGGCUGGUAUAAGUUGUUGUGCCAGGAGGAGGGGGAGUACUACAAUGUUCCCAUCUCAGAGGAGAAUGAUGGUAAUGAGGAACUGAGGCAGAAAUUUGAGGACCAAGCAGUUGUGGAAGACUCUGAUCAGAAAGCCAAGCUAGGCCCAGGGAAGAAGGUGAUCAGUGACACGGAAGACAGCCACUCCAGCCAGCUGCCAUCCAAUAGCCUGGACCAAGUCAAACUCAGUGACUUCAUCUUCCUGGCUGUGCUAGGGAAAGGCAGCUUCGGCAAGGUCAUGCUAGCAGAGAUGAAGACCACUGAAGAGCUGUAUGCAAUCAAGAUCCUUAAGAAGGAUGUGGUAAUCCAGGAUGAUGAUGUUGAAUGUACCAUGGUGGAGAAGAGAGUCCUGGCCCAACAGGACAAGCCACCCUUCCUCACACAUCUCCACUCGUGCUUCCAGACCGUGGACCGUCUGUACUUUGUCAUGGAGUACGUGACUGGGGGGGAUCUCAUGUACCAUAUCCAACAAGUGGGCAAGUUCAAGGAACCUCAGGCAGUGUUCUAUGCAGCAGAGAUCGCUGUUGGUCUCUUCUUCCUGCACAGUAAAGGAAUCAUUUACAGGGAUCUGAAGUUGGACAACGUUAUGCUGGACUCUGAGGGACACAUUAAGAUUGCUGACUUUGGCAUGUGCAAAGAGAACAUGAUAGAAGGAGUGACCACACGAACCUUCUGCGGCACUCCAGACUACAUAGCUCCAGAGAUCAUUGCCUAUCAACCAUAUGGACGCUCUGUAGACUGGUGGGCUUAUGGAGUUCUGCUCUAUGAAAUGCUGGCAGGACAGCCUCCAUUUGAUGGUGAGGAUGAGGAUGAAUUGUUCCAGUCCAUUAUGGAGCACAAUGUGUCCUACCCAAAGUCAUUGUCCAAAGAAGCUAUCUCCAUCUGCAAAGGGCUGAUGACCAAACAUCCCUCCAAGCGUCUGGGAUGCAGCCCUGAAGGAGAGAGGGACAUCAGAGAACACGCCUUCUUCAGACGCAUCGAUUGGGAACGCCUUCAGAACAGAGAGAUACAGCCACCCUUCAAGCCUAAAGUGAGUGGCAAAGCAGCAGAGAACUUUGACAAGUUCUUCACCCGCACCCAGCCUCAACUCACACCACCAGAUGAGCUGGUCAUUGCCAACAUCGACCAGGCUGAGUUUUCUGGGUUCUCUUUCAUCAACCCGCAGUUUGUUCACCCUUCGCUCACCGUCAGCGUAUGAGAAGGAUGGAGAAACGUCUGUGAAGAAACCUCCCUGCUCACUGCCGCCCACUUAAACCAACCGCCAACCUAACUUUCUGAAUACAACUUGAUCAAGACCCGCAAUAGAUCCUGAUGUAUUGGUGUCUGUAUAAAGCAGGGUUCUAGGUAAUGCAUAUUUCUCAGUACAACCUUUUUGCCAGUAUAGAAUAGGUAGAUUCAAGUCUGUCUUGGCCACCACAAGAAAUAAUUUCCUUUAGAUUGAUGAUGAACACGCACUGUAGACAAGGAUGUGCUUUGACCUGGAGGCACUAAAACAAAGCUGUUUAGAGAAUAAACGAAUCUGCUUACAGUAAUUUCAUGGAUAAGGAGUAUUGUUCUACAGAGCUAAUUGGUGGGGGACAUUUUAUAUCAUUGUGGAUAAUCAUCACAGCUCAGAUACUAUGUGAUGACCUGAGAAACACUCUUACACUCUUAGCAGUGUAGAUGCUAUAGCCAAAUAUGAAGGACAGGUGGUGCAGGCGUUGAAACAGCCCCUUGUGUUUCAAUGUUUCCUGUAUCAUGUUUACAGUUUUCUUCCUCUUUAAUUUUCAUGGUGAUGGUGUCUAAUUAAAAUUUUAGUAUACAAAUUGAUUUUAGCCAAUUUCAACUACCAGUGUGUGUAGCAAGUCGACUCAAACUAUCUUAUACAGCCUGUAAAAGCAUAAAGUUGUGAAGGUGUUUGUUCCAGUUCAUUGAACGGUAACUUGACUGAACUGUUAUCAGCUGUUUGGUUCUGAGAAUAAUAAUUCACACCUGCACCGUUUUCCUCGCCCUUAUUGAGCUGCAGAUUGUAUACCUACCUUGUCAAUAGUUUUGUGGACACUGUGUGGACACAGAGUAAAUUUUCAUCAGUUUCUAAAGUGGCCAGUUUCAUUCUUAUACGGUAGCUUGAAAUCGAUAAUGAACAGUUUACAGUUUGUCAGAUUUCAACACUAGUCAGUGUUAAUUGGUGCUGCUGUCCAAUUCUGCACCCACUGACUACAAAGCCUCUUAUUGGUCAUAUACGUCUUAACGGGAUGUAAAGACAUGGAGAUUUUCAUAUCAUGUGACAUAAUUGUGUAUUAAUUCUGCAAUGUUGCGUUGCAUACAGUAUCAUCCACACAAGAGUUGAUAAUGAGCUUGAUAAAACACGUACAUGUAUGUUAGUUUGAACUGAUGCAUAUAUAUAAAUAUAUAGUAUCACAAAGGAUUAUUUUGCUUUGUAGUCCAGAGAAGAACAUUUGUGUUUCAUUUGGAUUUAAAAUAACCCUGCAUCCCUGUCUGUUUCUUUAACUAAUAUCCUUGUUUUCAGUCUCCAGUUUUUUUUGUGAUCUCAUACAUAUUUUUCCAUUAGAUCAGAUUCAUAUUUUAAUGUAUCUAGGAACCAGUGUGUAACUCCUUUGUAAAUAAUCAUUAGUUAUUUAAAAAAGAGUAUAGCAAGUUACACUUUUUAUACCAACACCUGAAUGUGCUUUUAUUACAUUAUUAGAUAAGCCAAUAUUUGUAUGUCUUUAAAAAAGAAAAGAAAAAAAAGAAAAGAAAAAACUAAACUAAAAAACAUAACCCAGUACCCAGUACUUUGUAACUACUGGAUGUAUACGAAUCCAGCUUUAGCAAGUUAUGAAUAAUAUCUGUUCUACUUGUUUUGUCAGAUUUAUCAAUUAUUAUUAAUAUCAUUAUUUCCUUUUCAUUUGGGGUUAUUUUGAUGGCAGAUUGUGUGUUGAUUGGAUGCGUGUCUGGCUGUUGACUGUCCCUCUGUAUCUGCAUGCUGUUGGUAGGCAUCAUUCAUGCAUGUGAUAUUCUGAAUGCUGCAUGCUAUAAGGUAUGUAACCCCAUAGAGUUACAGUGUCAAAGUGAUCUCACUUUAAAGGUAGGAGUCUGCCCUUGUAAUGUUUGAAUCUCUUUUGUCCUUCUUAAUUUAACAGUGGCCAUGGUUAGUUUAAAUCAAUGUUGACUGCAACAGAUUUCUAGUGACAGCUUUUCACUGAUAUGAAAUGCCAACAUAAAUGUAUGAAAUGACUUCUGCGUCCUAACACGCUGACUGCUCAGUUCUUUUCAAACUAUAUUUUUGCUACUUACAGGACACUUUUUUUUUUUAGAGUAGAAUACCACUGUAGGUCAAAAGCCAUCUAGACUGGUUUAACAGAUUUAACAGUAGGUGGAUCCCAUUAAACAUCACAAUCAAUAAUAGUAUCACAAAACUACUGAACUGAGACCAGCUUGCCUAAGAUGCAAGGUUGGUAGGCUUUAAGUAAACUGGAGGAACAACAGGGAUUUUGCUUAAAGAAUGCAGGUCACAGGGGCUAAAUAACGUAACAUAGACGUUUAUUACAGCUUAUACAUUUAAGAAGAUGCUUUGCAUAGUCUUUCCUGAUAGCUAGUCCCUGCUGCUGGUUCUAGAUCAGCUAUUUCUUCCUCAUGUUGUCACACUGUUUUUUUGUUUUUUUUUUCUUUUUGCUGUUGAUUUUAGGACUUUGUCAGUGUUGUCUGUUUUGCUUCUCUUAAAAUUCAGGAAUGUUUUAAAAUAUAUAUCACAUUAUAAAACUCAUAUCUGACUGCUAUAGGUGGGAGUUAUUAACAUAUUUGUAAUAUUUCGUCUGUGUUUUCAAAGAGUUGUUCUCUCUCCUAUGAUGUUUCCUGUCUUACCUUUUGCAUGUGCCAAACCUGGAUAAACACCGGAACCCAACAAUAGCAGCCUUGCACUAGCUGUAGUCACAUGGAUGACUUUCCGUGGCAGCUCCUCCCUGUGUACGUAUUUACACCCUGUUGGCCACAUAGUGUAUAGCAGCAUGCUGCCAUGACUAUACCAGUGCACAUUGUGUCAGUACACUUAACAUUGCCAGUCGAUUUACUGUGCACGUUCUCCUGAGCUUCCUCUGAUCUUGGGCAGAAAGGCAUCUGAGAGAAAUUUUGCAGUGAAAUUUCUCAGAACUGAAAGUAAAUAUUCCUUGUAUAUACACAGAGUUUACGCAGCAACAGUCUUGCCCUCGUCAAACUUGCUCCUCUGUAUGUGACUAUGUGCUGACUAAACGUAUCCCUUUAAUAGAAUCUCUCUUACCUUGCUGUGUUUUCAGUAUGUCAAGUCAUAGUCAGUGUGGGCACAGUAACGAUUAAUCCUCUUCCCCCGUGUGCCUUUUCCAGCUUGUCCAGAUAUUCUGAACAGUCUUUCACCCUGACUUAAACUCCCUAUUCCGUUUUACUCCAUACUAUAUUUGAUUGUAGUCUUUGACUUUUCAAACUAAUUAUUUACUUCAUUUUACUUAACUGUAUUCUGUGUUUUUCUUCAAACUCCUCUUACAAUUCACAUGAAUGUAAAUUAAAACGUCUAUGAAAUAAAUAUUUUAGCUAGAAUAUUUUAACACGGACAACCUUUAUAGUCUAAACUAGUAUGACUGGAUUUAUCCUUGUGUCUACUUAAUUUACCUUUACCUCCCUGUGCCUAUCAGUGACAAUGAGGAAAAUGGCAAAUGGACACUAUUGAAAUAUGAUAUAGGAUGGUGAGGGAGUUAAGGAUCAAAGAGCACAGAGAGGAUAGAUGAUGAUGAUGAUGGCGGCUUUUUUGAAGAACAACCCCUGUGCCUCGUUAUUUGGAACCCUCCCUCCCCCUUGUCCUCUUACACUCCGUCUGUAUCUAAGUCCUCAGUGCCUCGGCCAGGUCAAUCCAUGGUAGUAAACUCCUCUUUUCACCUUUUAAUCUUUAAAUCAGGAAAGCAGUUGAUCCCUUGUGCGAUUCACUUGCCAGUCAGUUUCACCCGUUCCCCUUCUCUACCGGGAUUCCCCACUGCACCUUGGCAAAGGAGUCAGCCAAAUUGGUUUGUUUACAUCUUCUGUCCUUACUUUUGUGGUUUUAAUUGAACUGAUUUGGAUGGCCAGAUAUUUUAGAGAUAUAAUUGUGAAUGUAAGGUCUGAGAUAUUUUUUUUUUAGUUAUCGCUUCUUAUGAUCCUUUACUUUAAAUGAACCUGGUGUAAUGUCUCUAUUCUUAUUAGUUAGUCAAUACUCUUCCUUGUGUCCUGUUGUGCAGUGAGAGAGUUGAAGUGAACUGCUAUCCUCUUGGCCGUACAGGGCACAGGAUCAGUGAUGUGCAAGAAUGCCUUAUAUUACCCAUACAGUAACAUCCUCUGUCUGUUCAUUUAUAAUCUCUGCACCCCUGUCCUUGUACAUAAAUGACUUACAGUAGAUAUCUAAAUAGACUGUAAAAGAAAGAAUAUAUUGUAUUUUGCAAAUGGUGUAUGUUUGUUUUCUUCCCUUGUCAGCCUGAAACCUUUAAAAUGAGUCUGAGCUACUUACCUUGUAAUUGAUUGUGUUAUUUGUACCUAAUGUAUGAUAAUGCAAAUAAAAAAGUUAAACUAG
This is a messenger RNA of Mugil cephalus (flathead mullet), 6597 nucleotides long. It is a transcript of the gene prkcaa, whose product is annotated as protein kinase C, alpha, a. Gene Ontology annotation, molecular function: diacylglycerol-dependent serine/threonine kinase activity; zinc ion binding; ATP binding. Bases 202 to 2247 code for a protein of 681 amino acids. The record is from RefSeq and is a predicted model, not a curated record. NCBI's taxonomy places the organism in Eukaryota, Metazoa, Chordata, Actinopteri, Mugiliformes, Mugilidae. The transcript has 18 exons. Gene Ontology annotation, biological process: protein phosphorylation.